AGUGGAAGCAUGAGGUGGAGAUAAAGGGGAGGAGGAACCUGGAGAGAUAAGCCCCAACGACCCCUACACUUCUAAAACGACGUCGAAUGAAUCCAAACGACACCGCAUUGUGUUUGCAAGCGAAAAAGAUGCGACUUGUUGUUGUCCGUCUUCUUCUUCAACCGUGUUGGGCAACUCCGUCUCUCCGUUGCUUUCUUCCUCUGAUCGAGGGUUCGAUUCCCCAUAGCAGAUUCAGUUCUGGGAGAAGAUAUAGGUUGAAUCGUGUGACUGCAGAUAUGGAGACUCAAAACAAACUAGUGGAAAAAGCUAAAAGACCUGCUGGUUUCAGAUUGUGCAGAGUCACUGGUACGAUGACGGAGAUAAUGGAGAUUAAAGCUGAGAAUCCCACAUUCCAUGUAUUGUUUAUCCCGGGGAAUCCAGGUGUUGUGUCAUUUUACAAGGAGUUUUUGGAAUCUUUAUAUGAGUUUCUUGAUGGCAAUGCAUCUAUAGUUGCUAUUGGGCAUAUAUCUCACACGAGCAAGGACUGGGAGUCUGGGAGGCUGUUUUCGUUUCAAGAACAAAUCGAUCAUAAGAUAGAUUUUAUCAGACAGGAGUUGGAGAGCGUGAAUGUUCCAAUAGUAUUGGUUGGGCAUUCCAUUGGAUCUUAUAUAUGCCUUGAAAUAUUGAGGAAGUUCUCGAAGAAGGUGGUAUAUUGCAUUGGCUUAUAUCCAUUUUUGACUUUGAACCAACAAUCAACAACACAGUCAUUAAUCGGGAAACUUGCAGCGUCUUCUGUUCUGUCAGCUACAGCAAGUUUUCUGAUUGCAUCACUGAGACUGUUACCUAUGUCAGCUGCACGGUUGCUUGUGUCCAAAUCUGUUGGAGCUUCAUGGUCUGAUGCUGCUGUUCAAGCUACUUGCACUCACUUGAGGCAGUACCACACGAUGCGCAAUGUUCUCUUUAUGGCAAAGUCAGAGUUUAGAGAGCUUGCAGCAGAGCCAGAUUGGGAUUUCAUGAGGGCAAACCAAAACAAGCUUGCAUUUUUAUUUGGCAUUGAUGAUCACUGGGGUCCAUUGCAACUCUUUGAAGAGAUUUCUAAGCAGGCUCCGGGUACUUCCUUAUCUAUCGAAAGGGAAGGUCACACGCACGGAUUCAGCUGCACGGUGGCUGGCUCAGAAUGGGUUGCGCAUCACAUAGCCACUCUGAUCAAGAACCGGUUUUCACAGCUCCAAUAAAGUACAUUCCCCUUCCUCUUCCUUAAACACAGUAAACCAGUAUGUGUUUUGUUUGUUUUACUAAAACACAGUGUAGUUUAAUAAUAAUUGUCUUUUGGUUAUGUAAAAAAAAUGUUUGGUAUCAGGUCUUGGUAAAACUGAACCACCGUUCGUAUAUACAUUCUUAUAGUUUGUUU
This is a messenger RNA of Camelina sativa (false flax), 1390 nucleotides long. RefSeq lists its product as uncharacterized. Lineage: Eukaryota; Viridiplantae; Streptophyta; Magnoliopsida; Brassicales; Brassicaceae. The record is from RefSeq and is a predicted model, not a curated record. Gene Ontology annotation, cellular component: lipid droplet. Gene Ontology annotation, biological process: lipid storage. Gene Ontology annotation, molecular function: lipase activity.